Molecule: messenger RNA, 918 nt
Organism: Sordaria macrospora k-hell
Lineage: Eukaryota; Fungi; Ascomycota; Sordariomycetes; Sordariales; Sordariaceae
Source: RefSeq, a predicted model, not a curated record
AUGCCACGCUCAUGGACCGACGAGGAACGCAGUGCUGCCGAGGAAGCAGAAGGGCAACAUCACUGGGAGAUGGAGGAGUCGCGACGCGAGAAGGAAGAGCGCACCGCGGCUAAAGAGACUGCAAUUGAGGCUAUGGAAACCUGGUUUUUACGAUCGUACAUCUAUCCCUGGGCGCCCUUCGGAACGUCCGAUGUGCUGCACGGCAAUUUCGGCAGCGAGUAUGAGGAAAGCUGGAUCAUUGCCGCCGUUGACCGGAUCGAGCGCGACGGCACAACCGAAUGGGCGCCGCAAUCGUCUGGCGACUUCUACGAGCACCCGGACGACGAGGAGGAAGAGCUAUCCACGAGCCGUGAGCACCUGACAGCCACCGCGCUCGAACGCCUGAAGGCGCUCGAAGCGAUCGUUGCGGAGCUGCGUCCGCCCGAGGGGCGGAUCGGGCACAAUCAGCCGCCCGACGAAGUGGGGCGGCCACCGUACGAUGAGGAGGACAGCGUGGCGGUGACCGCCGCCAUCGACGCGGCCCGCAAGGCCCUAGCCGUACGAGCGCCCGAUGCCGGCACGCUGGAGACGACCGCUGUACGGUUCGAAGGCUGGGGCGGCGCGAUCAUCGCCUGGCUUGGCCGCAAGGGUGACCUCGUCGUCGACGAGUUCAUCAAGUCCUCGAUCAAGGCAGUGACCGCAGGGCCGACCGGAACGGAUGCGGUGCGCGAGACCCUCCAGUUGCGUAUUCCAGCCCCGACAAAGCGCGUACCGACAGAACCGGAAAGCAUCAUAGACAUGCACCUUUCCGCAGGCGCUGGUGACGCGGAGAUUGGCCUUGUGUUUGACGAGAUCGUGGAGGCUUUGAAGGCGGGUGUUGGCGGACACUUCACAACGGAAGCCGCAACUGGUUCAGAUCAGCAGCGGGCUCCCGAUUGA